UUCGGAAAGGGAAUAUUGUGCGCAUGCGCGACGCCUGGGCUGCUUCUGGGGCUCUCCUUCCGGCCUCUCCAGUCUCUCUUGCGGUCGAGGCACCUGGAGCCUUUCCUUGGCCCCGUUGGGUGACCCUUGACCCCGGAAGUGAACAAGACUGAGCCUGGAUUGACCUUAUUUUUAAACAAUUGGGGCUUUGGUCUUCUUUGGAGGGCUCUCUUUGCCUGGGCAGCCUCAGUGCCUGGGAAUCCAGAGCUCCCUCCCGUCCCUUCUCCAUAGAGCAGCUCCCUGGGGUCUAAAGGUGCCCUAUAUUCCUUGUUUUGGGGGGUGACCCCUUUUUGGGGACCCUUCCAGGACCUGGGGUGGUAGGUUUGGGGGGAUAGCCUGGCUCUUGGGCCCCCUUAGCCUGGUGCUGCCCCAUAUUUGAAGCCAGCAUGGCCUGGAGGUAAGGGGCAAUAGCAAAAAAGGGGGCCAGGAAGGUAAGAGGCAAUAGCAGAGGGGCUGCAAGGUAAGGGGGCAAUAGUAGAGAGGGGUAGAAAGAUAGGGGCAAUUGAAGAGAGGGGAAAGUUAGAGGCAAGAGAAGAGAGGAGGUGGAAGGUUAGGGGGGAAUCGCAGGGGAAAGAAAGGUAGGGGCGAUAGUAAAGAGAGGGCAGACCAAGAGGGUAGAAAGCUAGGGGGCAAUAGCAGAGGGAGGGGCAGAAAGGGUAAGGGGCAAUAGUAGAGAGCGGAGAGAUAGGUAGAAGGCAAUAGAAGGGGAAAAGCAGGGGAAAGGUAGGGAGCAAUAGGGGGAACAGAAGGGGAGACAGCAGAGAGGGGGCAAAAAGGUCAGUAGCAGGGAAGGGGAGCAAGUUAGGGGGCAAUAGAAGAGAGGAAAGGGGAAAGGAAGGUGGGGAAUAGCAGAGCGCUUGAGAUGUGAGGGCAAACAGGAGCAUUUAUAGUAAUACCAUAGUAAUAUUUAUGUCUUACCCGCUUCUCCUCCUUUCAGCCCCGAUGGGGGGCACGGUCCUCUAAGUGAGCCCCCACCCCAUUAUUUGGGGCCCUAAAAAGCAGGGCUGGGGUGGUAAAGAGAAGAGGGUCCUGGUUUCCUCGGCCUCAGUGGACCAUGGGCUUGAAGCUGCCUUGAUGAAGGCAUUUGUGAGGGCCAGCUGGGCAGUGGUGUUCCUUGAGGAGGAGGAGGAGGAGGAGGGAGGUGAAGAAGAGGAGGCCCCACCGUGGACAUGGGUUCGCAAGUGCUGCAGAUCCUGCGCCAAGGCGUCUGGGCCUCGCUGACCGGCGGCUGGUUCUUCGAUCCACACCAGAGCACCUUCUCCAACUGUUUCCACCUCUAUACCUGGAUCUUCCUCCUCGUCUUCCCUUUUUUGCUGUACAUGGUGAUGCCGCCCAGUACUUUUGUGGCCGGUGUGUAUUGUGCGGUGGUGGCCAUCUUCUUCAUCACGGUCAAGACUGUCAACUACCGCCUGCACACCAUGUUCGACCAGGGUGAGAUUGUGGAGAAGAACUCGGCACUAGCGGAGGCAGCCAAGGCUGAGGAUGGAGCUGCAGCAGACGAGGGAAACUUGGCAAGAGACCCCGGUGGGGUGGAGAUGACUGUGUUCCGGAAGGUCAGUUCCACACCUCCAGUGCGUUGCAGUUCCCAGCAUUCUGUGUUUGGCUUCAAUCAGGUCAUGGACCUGCUGCCCCAUUUGGAGGAUGGUGGUCCUGUAAGAGACAUCAAAGAGCUGGUGCGUGAGCAGGGCAGCAACAAUGUUAUUGUCACUGCGGCUGAUCGAGAGAUGCUCCAGCGCUGUUCACCUGAGAACACUGCUGGUGAUGUCUCAGCAGUAUCUACUGACCCAGAAGGAGCGAGUAGCAGCCUCCUGCCUGCUCCCAAAACAGAAGCCCCAUCCAGCAGUAGAAAGCAGCCUCCUCCUCUCCCAGCCCAGACAUCGAUCCAGAGCACAGACUCCUCAGAACAGUCACCUCCAGCUGGGCCAGGAUCGCAAAUGCCUUGCUGGGCAGCCAGUGAGUCGGAAAGUGUGGGGGACACGCCACUGAGCCCUCUCAUCAAGAGCAGCUUAAGCGAGGAGCUCAGCCAGAGUUUCCUGAGCCUUGCCUUGCCUGAGACCAGCAGCCACAGCCGACGAGAGAAGCGCCGCUCUGGAGCGGAUUACCAGCCCCUGGAGCCUCGGCCAGAGCGUCCCCUCAAGGCCGGCUCUUCAGACAGCUGCUUCAGCGGCACUGACAAAGAGACUCCUAGUACCCUCAGCAGCUACCGCAGCGAGAAGACCAACUCCACCCACUUGGACAGCCCUUCUUUAGGGGCAGGCACUGGGGAAGGGCCCCCAGGUGAAGAGGUGGGGCUUGGCAUGUCCCCGCCACCUGAUGGGGGCAGCGAUACGGAUGCCCUUUCGGACAGCGAGCUGCUCCGGUCUCCUGAGCUGGGCCUUCUCGGGGAGCUGAGCUUUGACACGCAGAACACCCUCAACUCCCUGGAAACGGUCAAGGGAGACAGUGAACUGUGGGGCGGCCCCGAGCCGGAGCAGGUGGUCCGGCCGAAGGAGUUAGGCCUCAAGAGCCGCCGGCACCUCUCACGCAAGCAUGGCAGUGCCUACUUGCCCAUGCGCACCCUCCUGGACAGUAAGGCCUAUACAGAGGGCUUCUUUGCAGAUGAGGAUUCGAGUGACUGCAGUGACCUGAGCCGGGCCUCCAGCCUGCACUCCCAGCACAACUACAGCACGGACACUUCCUCCAGCACUUCCUGCUACUCCCCCGAACGCCACCUCCCCAACCAACAUGGCCUCUGUGUGGCUGAGGCCAAGCCUCCGCUGCCCCCACCCCCCGAAGGCUCUGCCCUCCUGCCCAAACAUUCACACUAUGCCCAGCGGACGGGGAGCACCGCCAGCGCCAAGACUCACGCCCGGGUGCUCAGCAUGGACGGGAACCACGUGACCGACGGGAAGCCCCUGGGCUGCCUCACCGUUUCGAAGUCAGAUUUGGAGGCACAUGCCGGGAAGCUGACAGCAGAGCAAGAGUUGGCUAGCACCGUGCGCAGCCAGUCGGCCAACCAGCCUGGCUGGAGGGGAGAGGUGCAGGCCGAAGGGGCUGUCGGAGGAGCUCCUGCAGGGGAAGACGGUCCCAAACCAGACAGGGCAAAACGCAUGCAGGCCAUGAGGCGACGCCAUAAUGCAGGCAGCAACCCCACGCCUCCAUCCUCUGUGAUGGGAUCCCCACCCAGCCUCCAGGAUUUGCAGCGAGGCCGUGCCUCUUCGCACUCCCGGGCUCUUACCCUCCCCUCGGCCCUGCAGUUCGCCAGCUCCCUCCUGCUGCCACGCGGCGCCAUCCACGAAGCCUGCAACUUUGACGACACCUCGGAGGGGGCCGUGCACUACUUCUACGAUGAGAGCGGAGUCCGACGCUCCUACACUUUUGGGCUAGCUGGAGGUGGCUACGAGAACCCAGUGGGACAGCAAGUCAGUGUGGACCAUGCCACCAACAGCGGCUGGGAUAGACACUCACAUUCCUCCAGCUUCAACUCUGCCGAGGUACCCGAAGGUACUCCUGCCCUCACAUUGUUGCAGCCACGGCCUGUGGUCCUCCAGGGCAUGCAAGUGCGCAGGGUGCCACUGGAGAUUCCUGAGUUCGAUCUCCUGGAUCAAGAAUCGCUGCACGAGUCGCAGGAAAACACACUCAUGAUCGAGGACAAGUGCCAUCCCCGUCAGUACUACAAGUUCUGGGUGCUACCUGGGCACUGGAUGCGAGUGCGCUAUGACCGGCUAGCCCUCUUGGCCUUGCUGGACCGGAACCGUCGGCUGGCAGAGAACGUGUUUGUGGUGCUGCUGGUGAGCCUGGUUGCUUUCCUUGGCUACCUCCUCCUUCUGCAGGGCUUCUUCCGGGACAUUUGGGUGUUCCAGUUCUGUGUGGUCAUUGCCAGCUGCCAGUACUCUCUGCUGAAGAGUGUCCAGCCUGAUGCAGCUUCACCCAUGCAUGGCCACAACUGGAUCAUCGCCUACAGCCGGCCUGUUUACUUCUGCGUGGCCUGUCUGCUUAUUUGGCUGCUGGACCUCUGUGCCCGCGCUGUUCCUCUCCCGCCUGUGGCCUUUUACGACCUCACCCUCUUCUCCGCUGACUUCUUCUACUGUGCCCGGGAUAUAGCCAUCGUGUUCACCCUCUGCUUCCCAGCCGUCUUCCUCUUUGGACUUCUCCCGCAAGUCAACACUUGCUUCAUGUACCUUCUGGAGCAGGUGGACAUGAACAUCUUCGGCGGAACAGCUGCCACCAGCCCCCUCACCGCCUUCUUUGCUCUCCUGCGCAGUAUCCUAGUGGCUGCCCUUCUGUAUGGCUUCUGUCUUGGAGCUAUCAAGGCUCCGUGGGGGGACCAGCAUGUACCCGUCCUCUUCUCCGUCUUCUGUGGCCUCCUUGUAGCGCUUUCGUACCAUCUGAGCCGCCAGAGUAGCGACCCAACUGUCCUCUGGUCUUUGAUACAGACCAAGCUCUUCUCUGAGUUCGAAAACCGCAAUGUGGAAAGCCCCCCUGUUGGAAUUAAAGACCCCCUGCCUGAGAAACUGCGUUCUUCACUGCGGGAGAUCCUCCAUUCAGAUCUUGUCAUGUGUUUGGUUAUUGCCGUCUUGACCUUCGCAAUCAGCGCCAGCACUGUUUUCAUUGCUCUUGAGUCUGUUCUAGGUUAUGUGCUCUACGCCUUGGCUGGCUUGGUGGGCUUUGUGACUCACUACCUGCUGCCCCAGUUACGGAAGCAGCUCCCCUGGUUCUGCCUCUCGCAGCCGGUGCUGAAGCCACACGAAUACAGCCAGUUUGAAGUGCGCAACGCUGCCCAGCUGAUGUGGUUUGAGAAACUCUACGCCUGGCUGCAGUGUGUGGAGAAAUAUUUCAUCUACCCAGCUGUGGUGCUCAACGCCCUCACCAUCGAUGCCCACUUGGUCAGCACCCCGCGGCAGGACAAGUUCUGCAUCUAUUGUCGAGCCCUUCUCAUCACUGUCGCAGGCAUGAAGCUCCUGCGCUGCUCCUUCUGUUGUCCACCCCAGCAGUACGUCACCUUGGGCUUCACCAUCCUCUUCUUCCAGUUCGACUACAAGCAGUACUCCGAGGGCUUCCUCACCGACUACUUUGUCAUGUCCAUUCUCUUCAGCAAGCUGUGGGAUCUCUUGUACAAACUGCGCUUUGUGCUCACCUACAUUGCCCCCUGGCAGAUUACGUGGGGCUCAGCUUUCCACGCCUUCGCCCAGCCCUUCGCUGUGCCUCACUCGGCCAUGCUGUUUGUCCAGGCUGUUCUUUCCGCUCUCUUCUCCACCCCUCUCAACCCGCUACUGGGCAGCGCUGUUUUCAUCAUGUCCUAUGCUCGCCCGGUCAAGUUUUGGGAACGCGACUACAACACCAAGAGAGUGGACCAUUCAAACACUCGACUGGCCACGCAGCUUGACCGCAACCCAGGUGCAGAUGACAACAACCUGAACUCUAUCUUCUACGAACACCUGACACGCUCACUGCAACACACCCUUUGCGGAGACCUGCUCCUAGGGCGAUGGGGCAACUAUACCACGGGGGACUGUUUCAUCCUGGCCUCGGACUACCUGAAUGCUCUGGUGCACCUCAUUGAGAUUGGCAAUGGCUUGGUCACCUUCCAGCUGCGGGGCCUUGAGUUCCGGGGGACCUAUUGCCAGCAGCGAGAAGUGGAGGCCAUCACUGAAGGGGUGGAAGAGGACGAAGGCUGCUGCUGCUGCGAGCCAGGCCACUUGCCUCGAAUGCUGAGCUUCAACGCGGCCUUUGGGCAACGCUGGCUGGCCUGGGAGGUGGCAGCCACCAAGUAUGUCCUGGAAGGCUAUAGCAUCAGCGACAACAACGCCGCCUCCAUGCUCCAGGUCUUCGAUCUACGCAAGAUCCUCAUCACUUACUAUGUCAAGAGCAUCAUCUACUAUGUGACUUGCUCCCCGAAGCUGGAGGAAUGGCUGGGCAAUGAGGGGAUUCAGGAGGCCCUGCGGCCCUGCACCUCCCUCAACUAUGCUGACAGUGAUCCCACCUUCAACCUCAACAUAGACGAGGACUACGACCACCGCAUGGCAGGGAUCACCCUGCCUUCCUUCUGCAACAUCUACCUCGACUGGAUCCAGUACUGUGCUGGGCGCAGGGAGAAGCAAGUGGACCGGGACUGGAACUCCCCUCUUGUCACCCUGUGCUUUGGGCUUUGCAUCCUGGGGCGACGAGCUCUGGGCACCGCUUCUCACAGCAUGUCAGCCAGCCUGGAACCUUUCCUGUAUGGCUUGCAUGCGCUCUUCAAAGGGGACUUCCGGAUCACUUCACCCCGGGACGAAUGGGUCUUCGCUGAUAUGGACCUGCUUCAUCAGGUGGUGGCACCAGGAGUGCGCAUGUCUCUCAAGCUACAUCAGGACCAUUUCACCUCUCCGGAUGAGUACGACGACCCAGCCGUGUUGUACGACGCCAUAAGGUCCAAUGAGGAGAAGAUGGUGAUCUCCCACGAGGGGGAUCCGGCUUGGCGCAAUGCCAUCCUCACCAACACACCUGCCCUACUGGCCCUGCGUCAUGUGAUGGACGACGCCAGCGACGAGUACAAGAUUAUCAUGCUCAAUAAGCGCUACCUCGGAUUUCGGGUCAUCAAGGUGAACCGGGAAUGCGUGCGAGGGCUGUGGGCUGGGCAGCAGCAAGAGCUGGUCUUCCUCCGGAACCGGAACCCAGAGCGUGGCAGUAUCCAGAACGCCAAGCAAGCCCUUCGCAACAUGAUCAACUCCUCCUGUGACCAGCCCAUCGGCUAUCCCAUCUAUGUUUCGCCCCUGACCACUUCCUACGCCGGCAGCCACCCACAGCUCCGUUCCUUAUGGGGUGGCCCGAUCAGCUUGCACAAUAUCUCUACGUGGUUCAUUCGCAGUUGGGAGAGGCUUCAGAAAGGCUGUGGAGCUGGUUGCAACAGCGGAGGAAACAUUGAGGACUCAGACUGCGGCGGUGGCUCUUCCUCGCUCGGCAAUAACCCCACGGUUCAUGGGUCUCAGGUUCCUGGGAGCCUCGCUCACAGUGCUGGACCCGUGGCUGCCAACCCCACUGAACCCAUAGUCACCACUGCCCAGCCUCAGGCAGAACUAGAAUCCAGCCUUCCUCCUCCAAGCCAAAGCUGGCUGGUCCAGUCUCAGCCGGCCCACAUGCUGAGCCAGGGCGAAGGACGACCCCCACCUACCCCGGCUGCGUCUUGGCCCCCUGGCCCACACUUCUUGGGAAGCCAGCUCUCUUGUGCCAGCUCCUUGGCUUCGGUGGCGGAGGGGAUGGGACGUGCCCCUCUGCCUCUCCGUCCGGGACUCGGCGCUCCUUCCCCGUUUGCCUACGAGGGCCUCUGUGGCAAAUGGAGCCUGCCCAGCCGCAAGGGACUCAAUGGGCUGGGGAGCAGCGAAAGUGACGUCCCCCCCGGGACGCCCCCUCCCCGCACAAAGGACAACUCUUCUUUAUCAUCGCCUGCUGUCGCUGCAUUAGGGACUCCGGGUAUUGCGGGGAGUCCUAAACCUCAGCCACCCCUCCCAGGACCAGUCCCCGAGACCUCCAGCGACGCCACCCCGCUGCCUCUGGAACUGCCAGCUGCGCCACGAGGAAGCGACCCUCUCCCCGAAACCGUCCCCAUCGCGGCUGAGUGGGGCCAGCCACGGGAGGACGAAGAGAGCCCAGCGGCUGGACAACCGCUUCUGGAGCAUCAGUACUGAAGGGGGCAGGGGGCGCACACUUCCUAUCCCACAGAACCGCGGGCUGGUCCCGUUUUGACUUUUCCUCGGCCCCUUUUUGGGGGACGGGAACCGCGCUCCACUUCCCGUUUCCCCCCUUGAGGACCACGGACAGCAAUAAGGGGAAGGAGGGCUGCCCCUUCCUGCUCGCUGCAGCCUUCUGUGCCCCCCAUACCCCUCUCUUCUCUCCCACCCCUC
Sceloporus undulatus (fence lizard) is the source of this 7898-nucleotide messenger RNA. RefSeq names its product pecanex 3 (gene PCNX3). The record is from RefSeq and is a predicted model, not a curated record. Gene Ontology annotation, cellular component: membrane. NCBI's taxonomy places the organism in Eukaryota, Metazoa, Chordata, Lepidosauria, Squamata, Phrynosomatidae.